AUGGAUUCUGUUGCUGCAUUUAAUGAAGAAGGACGAGAUACAGUUUCUGACUCAACGUCCACCUCAGAGCUGCUCAACCGUGUACCAAUUAGACGAAAUGGCGAUAAUAGUGCCGCGGAGCUGAUACCGUCCAUCAAUCAAAGACGCCAUUCGUGGUCAGACUCUACUGAUAUAUUGAUUAGUAGACCAUUGUAUGAGUUACUUGAUGACAUACAUAUAUCAUCACCGGUACCGCAUGAUUUAGAUCCAGGCCCCGAUGUACAAUUUAAGAAUAUUUCGGAUCUGGAUGAAGUAAUUACAACCUCGAAUGAUGCUACUGAUCCCUCUUUUAGGUACAAUUCACAAAUACAGGGUGACUUGCACAUGUUAUAUAAUAACAUCCAAGUGUUUUUGAUUAGAAACAAGAUGUCAUUGGAAUUUCUUAAGAUAUUCAAAAAAUAUGUAAGUUACCUGAUUGCCGAUGGUUUUGAUCCCUACGAGAACGAUUUCGUCCUCCGAAUACAACAUGAGUUGGAUGGAUCUUACAAGUUGAGUUCCGUUUUGAAGGAAAUAUUGAAUGUCUUCCUCUUGAAACCAAAUACUCUAUUGACAAAGUUGACUCAUUGGGAAUAUUCUAAUUCCGAAAGAAACCUUAAGAAAUAUUUCCGAUUUUGGCUAUAUUCAUAUGAUGUGAAAGAGUCAUUAAGAAUUCGUAGUAGCCAAUGGGAUGGUUAUGUCAUUGGUAAAUGGUUUGACACUUGGAGAUUAAACUAUUCGCAUAAAGUAGAGCUCCCCUUACAGGAUGCUACACAGUUUGAUGAGGACCGAUUGGCAAAUAACAUGUGGGAUAUUAUGGAAAGGAAGAUGAUAUUAUUUAAGGCACAAAAUGAUAUGGCAAGUAACUAUCUUGCACAGCGUGUAUGGAAUAAAAUAAAAUCAAGAAGAGACAAAAUAAAAACUAUGCAAGGCAAUGUGGAAGUAUUUCUCCGACAAAAGGAUCUGGCCAAUGCCAUUCGAUUUUGGAAGUUGGCCAAGCUUUCAAAUAAGGCCAGAAGGAUUAUAAGAGAUCAUACUUUGCAAAGAAAAAUAGUUUCUAAAUUGAAAUCCAAAUUAAGCCAAAUGAAUAACCUGGAUAAACGUGCAAUGGUAUACAAUCGAAUGUUUGUUCUCGGUAAAUAUACGAAAUUAUGGUCCGAACAAUCUACUAAACACCAACGAACUUCUGCCGAUAAGAGGAGAAUGGAAGAACUUUUCAUUAAGUCCAAGACACUAAAGAUUAUUGAAAAUGUAAUGCAGAGAAGGAAACAGGAAAUAGUUGCUAGACAGACACUUGAUCAAUUAUUAAAGGCAUUUAUAUUCCAAAAAGUGUGGAAAAGACGAUUCUUAGACAGAUCAAAUUAUUAUAGAAUUGUAAAUAGGCAAGAAUUAGAACAAAAACGGAAAUACCUGGUCAUAUGGGGCCGACAUCUUAUGUGGAAAACUAAGGCGUUUGAAAAUUACAGAAGAGACCUUGGUCGAAAGUAUUUGAAAAUAUGGAUACUUAAGAGACGACAACAAUUACGGGAAAGGCAGGUUCUUGGUUGCUACUUCAAAAAAUGGAACAAGAUAGUUCACAUAAAUCAAAAAUUAGUUCAGUAUGAGCAUAAACAAUUCUUAUUAAAAUUCAUUAAUUUAUGGAAGGUCCAUAAGGUGAAGAACACUUUUAAUCUUGAGAAAUCCAUCAGUCAAAAUAGCCAAAGGAUCAAGUUAGAGUUAAUCAGGAAAUGGCAUCGUGAAGCUUUCUUCUGGGAAGAACAACGUAAAAAAGCAGACAUUUUCUGUAAAUUGAAAAUUAUUAUUAAAUUAAAGAGGAAGUCGACAGAGAUCUUGUCAAGCUACGAAAGAUCAGAGAAGAUUAUCCCGAUUUUUCAGUGCAGGUCCAAAUUGUCAACAUAUUUUUCCAUCUGGAGAAAACAAUCACUUACCUUACGUGAUAAAAAACUGAGGCACAUGUUAUCACAGUACCAGUAUAAACGUGCCAAAUACAUGAAGAAAAGAUAUUUUAAUUUUUGGAAUCAACGGUAUAGUUUUUUUUGCAUUGAAUGUGUUCUCAUAAGUCAAGGCUCUCAAGAUGGGCGUCUUAAAAAGUAUGCUAUCGAUUGCUUUAAAGAGAGGAUGUUAGACCAGUACGAUAGGAUUGAAAUAAGUGAGGAAUUUCGAACAGAGCAUCUACUAGAAAAAAGUAUGCUAAAAUGGCGAGUCCACUUUUCACAACUUGGUGAGUUACAAAGGAUUCUUGAUUUACGGAUCAACGAUUCUAAUUUAUCCAUAUUGCAAGACUAUUCUAAAAUAUGGAGCAUGAAACUGAUGAAAGUGUCAAGAAAUAACGAAACUGUGCAGAUAUUUAGGAGGCGUUGGGACAGGGCUACUGAGAGAGGAAUAUUGUUAUUAUGGAAGAACAAAAUUCAAUCCACCGCAAGAAAAUCUAUGGAUGAUCAUGAAAACUCGCCGAACUACCAGACACCAGUAAAGGAACCAAGUGAUCUCUGGACGACUAUCCCAGGAUCUGAACGAAUAAAGCGGUCCAAGAUGAGGGCAAUGAUGGAUCAUUACGGCAAAGCCAGGAGAGCCAUUCCAAGUCCCAUCAAAUCAUCGUCGUCAUUAAAUGCCACUGCAAGAAAGAGAAUUGAGACCCAAAAAACUGCUGUUGGGAUUCAAUGGGAUAGAAGAAGUCCAUCUCCAAGAACAAGAACAAGUACGAGAACGAAUAAUGUAAAUUCAGCGAUUAGGAAAAGCUCCAUCUUAUUGGGGGAUACACAGGAUCUGAAACCGAUGCCACCUCCCCGUGCUUCGGGAAUAACACCAGAGAAGACAUCGCACUUAUCUAAUGCAGACCUGCUGGGGUCCCCUACCAAAAGAAGACCCCGUGGUAAUGACAAUUGA
This is a messenger RNA of Naumovozyma castellii, 2901 nucleotides long. It is a transcript of the gene SFI1, whose product is annotated as Sfi1p. The record is from RefSeq and is a predicted model, not a curated record. NCBI's taxonomy places the organism in Eukaryota, Fungi, Ascomycota, Saccharomycetes, Saccharomycetales, Saccharomycetaceae. The coding region runs from base 1 to 2901 and encodes 966 amino acids. The transcript has a single exon.